AUGAGGUCUUAUCCCAGCCUCGGCCUCAGGUUCUUUGUGGCGGUGCACGUGGGCGCCGGGUUCCACGUGCCGGCGAACGAGAAGGUCUGCCACCGGGCCAUGAAGCGCGCCUGCCUCGCCGCCGCCGCCGUCCUCCGCGAGUUCCGGUCCUUAAACCCUAGCCCCCUACAUGCUCCACUUCCGUCCUCCUCCCACGUUCCAGGCACUGGCACGAGUCUUGAUGCUAUUGCAGCUGCCAUUCGAGUGUUGGAGGAUGACCCCAUUACAAACGUUGGCCGAGGUUCAAGUUUGACUGAGAGCGGUCGGGUGGAAUGUGAUGCAAGUAUCAUGGAUGGAAGUAAAUGUUCCUACGGAGCUGUGCGAGCUGUGCAAGAAUCAAUUCUCUAUGAUGCUGAAAUACUUAACGCAAACAACGACUUGUAUUCAUUGAACAAUGGAACCACUGCACGGUUUUUGGUCGGUGAAGGAGCAUACACAUGGGCCGAAUGUAAAGGAAUCGACCUAGUUGGAGCUACAUCGGAGGAAGAUAAUUGGUUAGUGACUGAGAAUGCAAAAGCGCAGUGGGUAAAAUACAGUUCAUUGAUUGCUAGAGCCAUGGAAUCGCUAGGGUUCACCGCCGCCAGCGCCGCCGUCCCGUACUCGCGCCGUCGCCCUUCCCCGCCGCCAGCGCCACCGUUCGCCGUCCCCGCCGUCCUAGCUCUCCUCCAGCCGCCCUUCCCCGCCUGCUGCUCCGACCACGACGGCAAGGGAAGUGGCUCGAGUCUCGAUGCUGUUGCAGCUGCCAUUCGAGUGUUGGAGGAUGACCCCAUUACAAAUGCUGGCCGAGGUUCAAGUUUGACCGAGAGUGGUCGGGUGGAAUGCGAUGCGAGUAUCAUGGAUGGAAGUACAGGUACCUACGGAACUGUUGGAGCUGUGCAAGGCAUAAAGAAUCCUAUCCAAGUUGCAUUACACUUGGCAAAGGAACAGAUGAUGGGCCCUUCACUGCUUGGUCGGAUACCCCCCAUGUUUUUGGUCGGUGAUGGAGCAUACAAAUGGGCCAAAGAUAAAGGAAUCGACCUAGUUGGAUCUACAAAUUGGUUAGUGACCGAGAAUGCAAAAGCACAGUGGGUAAAAUACAGUUCAUUGCUUGCUAGUGCCAAGGAAUCGGUAAAUCGUGCCACUGCUUCUGCUUCAGAAUCAAGUUCAGUACAGUUGGAAGCAUCAGGAGCUGAAGCUGAGAUUUUGAACAAUGUAAAGGAGGCGAAGAUAUUCACACGACCAAUCAUGGAAGAUGAUCAAGAUUGUGUAAUGGAUACUGUUGGUGUUGUUUGUGUUGAUGACUACGGAAAUGUUGCAGCAGGUGCAUCUAGUGGUGGCAUUGCACUAAAGGUAGAUGGCCGGGUUGGGUUGGCUGCUAUGUAUGGCUCUGGGUGCUGGGCUUCAUCCAAAGGACCCUUUGGCACACCAUUCAUAGUUGGGUGUUGUGCAACCGGAGCUGGUGAACACUUAAUUAGAGGAUUUGCUUCCCGUGAAUGUUGUGUCUCAGCAUCUCUGUCACCAUCAGGACCUGCUUCUUCCUGUACCAAAGUUCUGCGCUCGGUGGUUCAAAGCAGCAGCGAGAUGUCUCACGACACCGGUGCUGGGUUGUUACUGGUUCAGGCUGAUGUUAUAAAGAGAGGGGAGUUGUCUGUACUUGAAGCCACUGAGCUUGUCGCUGCGUACUCCUCCUCAUCGUUUGGCAUCGGGUAUUUCGGGAGCAAUAUGAGCAAUCCGAAGGUUUUAAUGCUUAGAGACUCAAGAACUGCAUCUGGUUCCAUCCAGCACUUUGCUACUCGAGUUCAUUUCGGUGCACCGUCGAGCGAAGAAUGACAACGUGCACAAGGCAAAACAUCUUCCCUGCGGGAACACGGCGUGUCCGUGCGCAUGCUAAUCCUAGCGCUCUUGGCAUCUCUUUUAUUUUUUCUUCUCUGUUGAGUGAAACAUUUCCAUCUUGCUAAUGGGUGAGCAGCGCCAUAGAUAACUUGUUGCUGGGUGAUCCAUUCACAUUCUGCCACAAUUGCUGACAAGGAUGCACACAACAAUCGUAUCGGAAGUAGCUUUUCAGAUUUAAAGAUGUUUGUCAGAGUGGUAGUAUGCCCGAGUAGUGAAUCUGGAACUGAGGUGAUCUCGA
This is a messenger RNA of Lolium rigidum, 2149 nucleotides long. Its product is annotated as putative threonine aspartase. Lineage: Eukaryota; Viridiplantae; Streptophyta; Magnoliopsida; Poales; Poaceae. The transcript has 17 exons. Gene Ontology annotation, biological process: protein maturation. Bases 1 to 1848 code for a protein of 615 amino acids. Gene Ontology annotation, molecular function: threonine-type endopeptidase activity. The record is from RefSeq and is a predicted model, not a curated record.